Molecule: messenger RNA, 1096 nt
Organism: Catharus ustulatus (Swainson's thrush)
Lineage: Eukaryota; Metazoa; Chordata; Aves; Passeriformes; Turdidae
Gene: LENG1
Product: leukocyte receptor cluster member 1
Exons: 4
Coding region: 47-775 (242 amino acids)
Source: RefSeq, a predicted model, not a curated record
CUCAGAUUCGCGGCCUGGUCCCGCUGCCGCUCCCGCCGCCGCCGCCAUGAAUAUCCUUCCGAAGAAGUCAUGGCACGUUCGGAACAAGGACAAUGUGGCGCGGGUGCGGCGGGACGAGGCGGCGGCCGAGGCGGAGCGGAGGAAACGAGACGCGCGCGCGCUGCGGGCGGAGCAGGAGGUGCGCACGGAGCUCCUGAGGAAGCGGGCGCGGGCCGGGGGUCGCAGCCCCUCACCCACGGCCUCCCCCGUGCUGUUCCCCCCGCCUGAGGAGGGCCCGAACCGCGAGCACGAGGCGGAAAAAAGGCGGGAACAGGAGCGCCGGGAGCGAGCUCUGGGGGUCCUGACCUACCUGGGCCAGAGCGCGGCCGAGGCUCAGACCUGCCCCCCCUGGUACCUGCAGCCCCCCAAACGUGGGGAGGGGGCUCAGGGGGGUCCCCACGAGGCGCAGGAGAAGCGCAAGGCGGUGCUGGAUCCUCUCCUGGACAUCAGGAAGGGGCUGGGCCGAGUCCCCAACCCCAAAAAAUCCCCCAAGGAAAAAGCAAGGAGCCCUCCCAGAGCCCCCCCGGAGCAGGGUGGGGGCACAGGGCUGGAGGAGCUGCGCCGGCAGCGCUUGGCCCGCGAGGCGUCCGAGGCCGCGCGGAGCCGGGAGCUGCUCCGGGGGCUCCGGGACCCCCAAAAACCCCGGGAGCCCCAGAACCCCCCCCAGGAACGGCAGCGGCCCUACAACAGCCAGUUCCACCCCAGGCUGGCACGGGGGGGGCCAAAACACACCUGAGAGCCUCCAAAAUCCACCUGGAACCCCCCCAGAAUUCACAUGGAACAUUCCAAAUCUGCAAUGGACAGUUCCACUCAGAACGGACAUGGGGGGGGCCAAAAUUCACCUGGAACCCCCCAGAAUUCACAUGGAACAUUCCAAAUCUGCAAUGGACAGUUCCACCCGAGGCUGGCACGGGGGGGGCCAAAACACACCUGAGAGCACCCAGAAUUCACCUGGAACCCCCCCAGAAUUCACAUGGAACAGCCCAAAAUCUGCAAUGGACAGUUCCACCCAGAACGGACAUGGGGGGGGCCAAAAUUCAUUUGGAACCCCCCCAGA